This is a messenger RNA of Dalotia coriaria, 646 nucleotides long. RefSeq names its product bolA-like protein DDB_G0274169. The coding region runs from base 133 to 549 and encodes 138 amino acids. Gene Ontology annotation, cellular component: mitochondrion. The transcript has 4 exons. NCBI's taxonomy places the organism in Eukaryota, Metazoa, Arthropoda, Insecta, Coleoptera, Staphylinidae. The record is from RefSeq and is a predicted model, not a curated record.
ACAUUUCCACAUUGUUGCAGCAGAUAUUUCGAUGAUUUUAGAAGGCAAUUGUGGAAAUUAAAGCGAAAACAUACAAAUAAAAGAACUCGUCGACCUGUCAGAAGACUUCUUCCAACCCACCUAACCAUACCAAUGAAAAUCAAAGAAAAUAUUUAUAGUAUGCAAAGGAUUAUACGUUCUAAUAUAUUUAAACUUAUCAACAUUCCAGUCCAAAGUGUUAAAAUGUCUACAAGUAAUCCAAUCGAACAGUCAAUGAAAGCCAAGUUAUCUACAGAAUUAACACCUUCUCACUUGGAAAUAAUAAAUGAGUCUUAUAUGCAUAAUGUACCCAAAGGAUCUGAGACACAUUUCAAAGUUGUGGUUGUGUCUGACAAGUUUGCAGACCAGACUCGAAUAAAAAGACACAGAAUGGUCAAUGAAAUCUUACAGCAUGAAUUAAAGAGUGGAGUGCAUGCCUUGUCCAUUGUUGCAGAGACUCCUGAACAGUGGAAGAGCAGUGAUAAAAUUGUAGAACCUAGUCCAAAUUGUAGAGGUGGUUUUGGUAAAUAAACUUGCAAAAUUACGCAAGUUAGUAAAUUCCGGACGAUAUUUUUAAUUUAGUUUACAUGUAAACAGACAAUAUUUAAUAAAUUUAAAAAUUCACAUA